Ziziphus jujuba (common jujube) is the source of this 2736-nucleotide messenger RNA. Its product is annotated as glucan endo-1,3-beta-glucosidase 8. Gene Ontology annotation, biological process: carbohydrate metabolic process. Gene Ontology annotation, molecular function: hydrolase activity, hydrolyzing O-glycosyl compounds. The record is from RefSeq and is a predicted model, not a curated record. Gene Ontology annotation, cellular component: plasma membrane. The coding region runs from base 1116 to 2582 and encodes 488 amino acids. Lineage: Eukaryota; Viridiplantae; Streptophyta; Magnoliopsida; Rosales; Rhamnaceae. The transcript has 2 exons.
AUAGACAAACGCAACAACACAACACACACUCUCUCUCUCUCUCUCUCUCUGUCUGUGUUUCAAAUUCUAGCCGUUGGGAGCUCUAUCAAAAAAAGUUUAUUCUCUCGCUUUGAUGGGUUUCGUCGUUUCUCACUGGGCUCUGAUCUUAUGCAUCUUACUCAGCCUUAAAAAGGACUUUUCUUCCUGCUAAUUUCUUGGGUUUUUGUCUCUUAAAACUUUAUGUUAUUGUUAUUAGUCUUUUCCCAUUUAUGUGCUCUAUUUCUCUGAUCUCUUUCUCUGCUCUUUACAUAAACCAACUCACCCCACCAUUCUCUCUCUCUCUCUCUCUCUCUCUCACUGCUUUACGCGUUUCCGUCUGUUUCCCUAUUAGGAAAUCUCCUGUUUCCUAUACGAUUCCUUCGUCUUGGAUUAUCUAUAUUCAUUGCUCCACUUGAAUCUGAUAUUGCUCUGUUUGCUUCUCAUCUGCUGCAACAUAGCAUCAAAAAGUGUAAAACCCAUAACUCUUUAUUUUUCUCUAAUAAUUCCAAUUUUUUUCCGGAUCUUUUUUUUCUGUGUGAAUGCGUUUGAUACACAGAAAAAAAGGUAUAUAAGAGAAUAAUUUCGUGACGUGAAUUUCCUUCUUGGUCCACUUCCGUUAGUCGGUGCAAAUUGUUUGGCAGUUCAAACACUGUAGGAAAAAGGAGUGGUUCUUGUUUCCACUUUUUAUACCACAUUUCGGUUUUAUAUUCCUCUCUUCGUCUUUUUUCGGUUUCGGGUAUAUAUUUCUUUACCCAAUUAAAUAUUUGUUGGAUCCCCUUUUCCCUCACUUUUUAACUCUUAUCGACAUUUUCGUGGGAAAACAAGUAGAAAGGAAAAAGCAAAAUCUCUUGAUUUUCGCAGAUCCUCCGAAUCUACCUGCAAAAAACCGUUUCUUUUCCCUCCUCUUUCUCUCUCCGAGUCCCAGGAAAAACAAGAGAUUUUUUUUUUUCUUUCUCUUUAUUCAUAUAUUAACGUUUUACUGUUGCUGCCUUCUAUUUUCCUUGCCUAUUUCCUAGGAAAGUCAGUAUUUUUCCGGGAUAAUUUUCUUCUUUCCUAGGAAAAACCCAAAAAAAAAAAAAAAAAAACGAGUGGAGAAAAUGGAGAGGAUCUUGAUUCCCAAAUGGGUUUUGCUUGUGGGGUUUUUGGGUUGGUUGUGUGGUGUUGCUGUUGUUGUUGUUGAUGGCCUUGGUGUGAAUUGGGGAACCAUGGCGACCCAUAAACUGCCUCCUGAGACGGUGGUCCAGAUGUUGAAGGACAAUGGGAUUCAGAAGGUGAAGCUGUUUGAUGCAGACGACUCCACAAUGACUGCUCUGGCUGGUAGUGGUAUUGAGGUUAUGGUUGCUAUUCCUAAUGAUCAGCUUGAAGUGAUGACAAGCUAUAAACGAGCCAGAGAAUGGGUUCGAAGAAACGUUACUCGUUACAACUUCAAUGGAGGAGUUAACAUCAAAUAUGUAGCAGUCGGAAAUGAGCCAUUCCUCAAAUCCUAUAAUGGUUCAUUUUUGAAUGUCACCUUGCCAGCACUUCAGAACAUUCAAAAUUCCCUAAACGAUGCUGGGGUUGGAGACUCCAUAAAGGCAACCGUACCCUUAAAUGCAGAUGUCUACAACUCUCCAGACAAUAACCCAGUUCCAUCCGCUGGAAGGUUCCGGACUGAUAUCAAUGAUCUCAUGACACAGAUUGUUCAGUUCUUAAACAAAAAUAAUGCGCCUUUUACAGUCAACAUAUACCCUUUCCUAAGUCUUUACGGAAAUGACGACUUUCCAUUUGAUUAUGCAUUCUUUGAUGGGGUAAGCAACCCCAUCGUUGAUACCGGUAGUGGGAUCCAAUACACAAAUGUGUUUGAUGCUAACUUUGACACCUUGGUUGCAUCAUUGAGAGCAGUAGGAUUCGGAGACAUGCCCAUAAUAGUUGGGGAGGUAGGUUGGCCUACUGAUGGGGACAAGAAUGCUAAUGCAGGUAAUGCUUAUAGAUUUUAUAACGGUCUUCUACCAAGACUUGCAAGCAACAGAGGCACCCCACUUCGGCCUGGAUCUAUCGAAGUUUAUUUGUUUGGACUUCUCGAUGAGGAUGCCAAAAGCAUUGCUCCUGGAAAUUUUGAGCGCCACUGGGGAAUUUUUAGGUACGACGGACAGCCCAAAUUUGGUCUUGAUCUUUCAGGUCAGGGUCAGAAUAAAAUGCUUGUAGGCGCAAAGGAUGUGGUAUAUCUUCCUUUAAAAUGGUGCACAUUUAAUCCAAAUGCAAAGGAUCUGAGCAGACUUGCAGAAAACAUAGAUUAUGCCUGCACUUUUGGGGAUUGCACAGCACUGGGAUAUGGUUCUUCUUGCAAUUCCUUGGAUGCUAAUGGGAAUGCCUCCUAUGCAUUUAACAUGUACUUCCAGGUGCAGAAUCAGAAGCCUUUGGCCUGUAACUUUCAAGGUUUGGCCACGGUUACUACACAGAACAUUUCACAAGGAAAUUGCAACUUCAUUGUUCAGAUAGCUGCAUCCUCCUCUUUUACUCUUAGACCCUCUCUCCUUGUUCUGGUUUCAAUGAUAAUAGCAUUCUUCAAAUUUCUAUUUCUAUAGAUUCUUUUUGGUCUACUUUUUGUAGAUAGUUAGAUGUAACAUCAUUUCCUAUUUAAUUUUUUUUUUUUCCAGCUUAAUGUAUUAAUGAUGUUAUUGCCUUUUUGGGAUAUUUUUACUCAGAUUCAUUCAAUAAAAAACUUCCAGAAUUUCAAUA